AUAUCUUCAAACAUGUUCCGCCAAAUUGCCUCCAGAACCAUUGCUCCUCUCUCUGCUAGAGUCUCUCCAAACGCGAGAUACCUUUCAUAUUCUCGUGUGAAUCUCAGUGUAGUCGACACUGCCAAAGACAUAUUGCACAAAGCCAACAAAAAGACCGGUGAAGUGCUAGCUAACACCAUUGACACGACCGAAAAAGUCACACCUUCUGGUGAACAAGUGAAAGACGCUGCAACCAACGCUGCUUCGGCUGCAAAUCAAAAGGCAGGAGAUGUUUUGGCAGAUGGUAUUGAAAAGGCCGAAGACAUUAGCCACAAGGCCAAACAAACUGCCACUGACGCUAACUUGGGAGAGAAGGCAAAGGAUGCUGCUCAAAGUGCACAACAGUUUUCCCAUAAAGCGAAGGAAACCACCAUUGACAUGAAGGAUCAUGCGAACGCAAAGAAGAAGGUCCUUGAAAACGCUAGGGGUUACGAAAACUUGCAGGACAAGGGUUCUAAGGUGGAGACUGAGCAAAACCGUCCUGAUGAUGCCGUUUAG
Metschnikowia bicuspidata var. bicuspidata NRRL YB-4993 is the source of this 537-nucleotide messenger RNA. RefSeq lists its product as uncharacterized. The transcript is spliced from 2 exons. The annotation marks the transcript as partial. NCBI's taxonomy places the organism in Eukaryota, Fungi, Ascomycota, Pichiomycetes, Serinales, Metschnikowiaceae. The record is from RefSeq and is a predicted model, not a curated record.